GGGUCUUGGCGCCCCGAGGAGCACCAGGAAGGGCGGGGUCCAGUCACGUGGGCCGGAGGCCAGGGUGGCCGGGGUGGUCUGUGUGGGGCCCGUCAGACCGGUCCGGACACGAGUUCAGGCAGCCGGGCCCCGAUUUGGGGAGAACUGGGCGCUGCGGGGCACCCGGCACGCCGGAGGCCGGCGACAGAGGCCCACUGCGCAGGCGCCGGAAGCCCCGCCCGCCGCCCUGCGUGAGCCUUUGGCGCAUGCGCCAAGUGGGCAGGGACCGGCCGUGAAAAUUUUAUUCCCCAGAAGCCUUCGCGCUCUAGGGUUUCCCGAAAGACCCGGUUCGGAUGUAACCAAUCCUCGGCUUGGGCCUCCCUGGCUCUGAACUGAGGGGCCGAAAAGGCCCAGCUUCGGGGGCGGGGCCUCCUCCCUUAUGGGGCGGGGUCUCAUCCCUUACGGGGCGGGGUCUCGAUGAGUGGGCGGGGCUUGCGGCCUGGUGCGUCCUCGGGCGCGCGCCGGGUGGGUAGGUGAGCAGGGCCUGCGGCGGAGCUGGGCUCCAGCCCUCCCCGGGCCCAGGCUGCCUCAGUUGCCCCACCAUCAUGCCAGGCCCCGUAAGGGCCCCUCGAGCAGCCCCCGGUCACCCGCACACCGCUCCCUACUGCUCUCUGAGUGACACUAGCCCGAGGCCCCACGGAGGGGCCAAGCCAGACCCUAAGGGCAGGGCCGCUCCUCCAGCCUGGUUUGCCCACGUGGGCUCCGGCACAAGGGGCAGCGUGCCCUCUGGCUCAGCACUCUGCAGGUCCUGUGGCUCUGCCUAGAGCGGGAGCGGUCCGGCCAGUCCAGCGGAGAGCGGGGCUGAAGGAAGCCAGGCUGUGCAGGGCCUGGUGCUGGGUCCGGAGCGGGUCACAGCGAGCAGCAGAGGCCCUCGAAGGCCUGGUCCACUGCCCGGCGGUGACCGGCAAGCCCUGGGUCCUUCCCUCGCCCGCAGGCUCUGCAGGCAGAAGGCGGACCCAGGCGGGCAGAGCAGCCGGGGCUGAGGAAGCGGAGAGGCCCGGCCUGCGCGCUGGUGGGCGAGGCUGCCCGCUGAGUGCCCGGGCCACCCUUCCUCGGGCAGGUGCGGUCCUCAGGGCCGCCUCCGCCCCGCGCGGGGCUGCCAGCCUGUCUUUCGCACACUCCCACCCGGCCCGGCCGUCCGCUGCCUCAGCCUUCUGCCCCGCUCGUGCCCCUUAGGUUCCCAGCGCCCUCUCUGAGCAGCCGCACCGGGCACGGGCGGGGCUGGAGGCCUCGAGGCCUUUCCUGGGGUCGGGGUCGGGGGGCGCCGGUGUGCCCUGGAACCAGCUCCCCUGAGACCCUCCGUGCGGGUCCCCUCCCUCCCGCUCCAGCGUCCGGAGGCCUCCUAGUGUGAGGAAGAGAACGGCCGAUUCCCCCACAAUUUGGGGAGGCUUGACCAGGACCCAGGGUCAGCCUAGGCAGGAGGGGAGCGGAGAACUGGGGGCGACGCGGGGGUCCUGCCCCCUACGCAGCCCGCGGGCGAGGGCGACUCCAGGAACGGACUGAGGGGCGGCCGGGAGGCUGGCCCCGCCCCGCGGACCCCGCGCGGGUCCCCAGACGGGGGGUGGCGCUGCGGGCGCGGGCGGGCGCCGCGCGCACUGCGGUCCCCGCGCCUCCGCCGCAGAGCGCGCCACGCUCCGCACGCACCUGCCGCCGCCGCCGCGCCGAGCCCCGCGCCCCGCGCCCCGCGCCCGCGCCCCUGGGUGCCGCCCGGGCCUGACCAUCGCCCGAGGUCGCCGCAGCUUCGCCGGAGCCGCCGGAGCCCCCCGAGCUGCCGGGCCGAGGCGCAGGCGCCGCGUCCGGGCCUGCCUUUGAGACAACCUCUGCGGCGGCGGCGCGCGGCCGGGACGCCAGGCUGGGGCAGCUCAGGCCUGGUCCAGGCCUUGCCUCUGCUUCUGCCGCGGAGCCUGCUGCCCGGGUCCUUCUGCAGCCAACGCUCCGGCUAGCUGCCUUCCCUGGGCGCCCUGUCCUGGAGCCAUGGGGCCCACCCAGCCCCUGCCUGCCCCGAUGUCCCAGCCCGCGGCCUGCUGACCUCGGCUGCCGGGGGAGCCCCCCCCACGCCCCCUCGCCAGCCUCAGCAGCCAGAGACCCUGGGUGAGACCCUGGGCCCGACGCCCAGCCCAGGGCAGCCUCCCACGCCCCCCUGCCCCCGCCUGCCUCCCCCUCCCCCACCCCUUCCUCCUCCUCCCAGGACUGGACCAGGGAAGCCACUGUGGCCAGUGGGGGGGCCCCUGCGCCCCCAACUCUCGCCGGCUGCCCCUAGGAGUCCACGGGCCAGCCGGGGCCCCCCCCAGGUCUGGUGGGACCAGGAUGCUGCCCCAUCACCUCCCCCUCAGCCCCACACCACGCCGCCACCCACCCGAACACCCAGUCUGACUGGAGACAGCCGGAUGCCCUCUGAGCCUGGGCCCGAGGCGGGCAGUGGCUGGCCGGGCCUCCUCAUGUCCUGCCUGAAGGGUCCCCAUGUCAUCCUCAAGAUGGAGGCCAUGAAGAUCGUGCAUCCCGAAAAGUUUCCUGAGCUGCCGGCUGCCCCUUGCUUCCCGCCUGCUCCCCGGCCCACCCCCACUCUGGCACCCAAGCGUGCCUGGCCCUCAGACACAGAGAUCAUUGUCAACCAGGCGUGUGGGGGGGACAUGCCUGCCUUGGAAGGGGCGCCCCACACCCCGCCGCUGCCACGGCGGCCACGUAAGGGCAGCGCGGAGCUGGGCUUUCCCCGCGUGGCCCCCGAGGACGAGGUCAUUGUCAAUCAGUACGUGAUUCGGCCUGGCCCCUCGGCCUCGGCAGCUUCUUCGGCAGCAGUAGGUGAGCCCCUGGAGUGCCCCACCUGCGGGCACACGUACAAUGUCACCCAGCGGCGGCCCCGCGUGCUGUCCUGCCUGCACUCCGUGUGUGAGCAGUGCCUGCAGAUUCUCUAUGAGUCGUGCCCCAAAUACAAGUUCAUCUCCUGCCCCACCUGCCACCGAGAGACUGUGCUCUUCACCGACUACGGCCUGGCCGCGCUGGCUGUCAACACGUCCAUCCUGAGCCGCCUGCCGCCUGAGGCGCUGACAGCCCCGUCUGGGGGUCAGUGGGGGGCCGAGCCUGAGGGCAGUUGCUACCAGACCUUCCGGCAGUACUGUGGGGCCGCCUGCACCUGCCACGUGCGGAACCCACUGUCCGCCUGCUCCAUCAUGUAGUAGCGCCUGCCUGCCCGCCACUGCCCGCUGAGCCUCGAUCGACGCUUCUUCAGGGACCCGGCCCUGUCCUGCCGCCCGCUGACCCUUCCUUCCCCACCAUGGCUUCCGGCCCCACCCCAAGUGGCACUGUCAUUGCAGCCAACUUUGCCAUUAAAACUCUUUGCCAAAGUUUGCACCUGU
Messenger RNA from Cebus imitator (Panamanian white-faced capuchin), 3392 nucleotides. It is a transcript of the gene RNF208, whose product is annotated as ring finger protein 208. Gene Ontology annotation, molecular function: ubiquitin protein ligase activity. The transcript is spliced from 2 exons. Lineage: Eukaryota; Metazoa; Chordata; Mammalia; Primates; Cebidae. Gene Ontology annotation, biological process: protein ubiquitination. Bases 2427 to 3212 code for a protein of 261 amino acids. The record is from RefSeq and is a predicted model, not a curated record.